AUGGAGAAGACCUACUCAUUGACGGCCCACUACGACGAGUUUCAGGAGGUGAAGUACGUGAGCAAGUACCAGAGCGGCACCCUGCCCAAUGGCUUCGCCCUCCAGCUGGGCACCGGGGCCAAGAAACGCCGUGGGGGGCUGCCGCGCUGGAGCCGCCGGGAGGUUUGCCUGCUCUCGGGGCUGGUGUUCGCUGCUGGGCUCUGCGUCAUCUUGACGUGCAUGUUGGUCCUCAAAUACCUGGCGGCUGAAGGGGACAGCUAUUGCCUGGAGGGGUGCCAGGAGAAGAAGGCCUUUCUGCGGGCGUCCCGCUUCCUCACUGCCAACAUGGAUGCCACCAUUGACCCCUGCCAGGACUUCUACUCCUUCGCCUGCGGUGGCUGGCUCCGGCGACACGGCAUUCCUGAGGAUAAGCUGGUGUAUGGCACCAUCGGGGCCAUCGCCGAGCAGAACGAGGCCAAGCUGCGGGCACUGCUGAGCCGCCCCGUGCGGCGCCGAGCCCCCGCCUCAGCUGAGAGGAAGGUCAAGGAGUUUUUCCGCUCAUGCCUGGACCGGGCUGAGAUCGACCGGCUGGGGCCGCGGCCCAUGCUGGAGGUCAUUGGGGAGUGCGGUGGCUGGGAUGCCCCCCCGGGCCGCGGGGACCUCAACGAGCUGCUCUACAAGACGCAGGGUGUCUACAGCGCUGCUGUGCUCUUCUCCCUCACCGUCAGCCUGGAUGAGAGGAACACCUCCCGCUACGUCAUCCGGAUCGACCAGGACGGGCUGACGCUGCCUGAACGGACCCUCUACCUGGGGCAGGAUGAGGAGAGCGAGAAGAUCCUGGCUGCGUACCGGGUAUUCAUGGAGCGGCUGCUCACCCUCCUGGGGGCUGAGCAAGUGGAGCAGAAGGCCCAGGAGAUCCUGCAGCUAGAGCAGCACCUUGCCAAUAUCACAGUGUCUGAGUACGAUGACGUGCGGAGGGAUGUUAGCAGCAUGUACCACAAAGUGACCCUGGGUGAGCUGCAGCGCAUCACCCCCACGCUCAAGUGGAAGCGCUUGCUGGACCGCAUUUUCCACGACAACUUCUCAGAGGAGGAGGAGGUGGUGCUGCUGGCCACCGACUACAUGCACAAGGUGUCUGACCUCAUCCGUGUGACGCCCAGCAGGAUCCUUCACAACUACAUGCUGUGGCGCAUUGUGGUGGUGCUGAGUGAGCACCUCUCCACUCCCUUCCGUGACGCCAUCCACGAGCUCUCCAAGGAGAUGGAAGGCAACGAGAAGCAGCUCGAGCCGGGCAAGAUCUGCCUGAGCCAGGCCAACAAGCACUUUGGCAUGGCCCUGGGCGCCCUCUUCGUUGAGGAGCAUUUCUCCUCCGCCAGCAAAGCCAAGGUGCAGCAGCUGGUGGAAGACAUCAAAUACAUCCUGGACCAGCGCCUGGAUGAGCUGGACUGGAUGGAUGAGGAGACGCGGAGAGCGGCCAGGGCCAAGCUCCGGUAUAUGAUGGUGAUGAUCGGGUACCCCGAUUUCCUGCUGAAGCCGGAGGCCAUCGACAAGGAGUAUGAGUUCGAGGUGGAUGAGAAGACCUACUUCAAGAACAUCCUCAACAGCAUCGCCUUCGGCAUCAGGCUCUCGGUGAAGAAGAUCCGGCAGGAGGUGGACAAGUCUGCGUGGCUGCUGCCUCCCCAGGCGCUGAACGCCUACUACCUGCCCAACAAGAACCAGAUGGUGUUCCCUGCUGGCAUCCUGCAGCCCACCCUCUACGACCCCGAGUUCCCGCAGUCUCUGAACUACGGCGGGAUUGGAACCAUCAUCGGGCACGAGCUGACCCACGGCUACGAUGACUGGGGGGGACAGUAUGAUCGGCACGGGAACCUGGUGCACUGGUGGACGGAGCGGUCGUACAGCAAGUUCCUGAAGAAGGCACAAUGUAUUGUCAACCUCUACGACAACUUCACUGUCUACAACCAGCGGGUCAAUGGCAAACACACGCUGGGGGAGAACAUUGCUGACAUGGGGGGGCUCAAACUCGCCUACUACGCCUACCAGAAGUGGGUGCGGGAGCACGGCCCCGAGCACCCCCUGCACCACCUGAAAUACACCCAUGACCAGCUCUUCUUCAUCGCCUUCGCCCAGAACUGGUGCAUCAAGCGGCGAUCCCAGUCCAUCUACUUGCAGGUGCUGACAGACAAGCAUGCCCCGGAGCACUACAGGGUCCUGGGCAGCGUCUCACAGUUCGAGGAGUUUGGACGGGUUUUCCACUGCCCCAAGAACUCGCCCAUGAACCCAGUGCACAAGUGCUCAGUGUGGUGA
Messenger RNA from Gavia stellata (red-throated loon), 2286 nucleotides. RefSeq names its product endothelin converting enzyme like 1 (gene ECEL1). Lineage: Eukaryota; Metazoa; Chordata; Aves; Gaviiformes; Gaviidae. Gene Ontology annotation, molecular function: metalloendopeptidase activity. Gene Ontology annotation, cellular component: plasma membrane. The transcript has 17 exons. Bases 1 to 2286 code for a protein of 761 amino acids. The record is from RefSeq and is a predicted model, not a curated record. Gene Ontology annotation, biological process: protein processing.